Trametes versicolor FP-101664 SS1 is the source of this 1211-nucleotide messenger RNA. RefSeq lists its product as uncharacterized. The coding region runs from base 1 to 1125 and encodes 374 amino acids. The record is from RefSeq and is a predicted model, not a curated record. Lineage: Eukaryota; Fungi; Basidiomycota; Agaricomycetes; Polyporales; Polyporaceae. Gene Ontology annotation, biological process: protein phosphorylation. The transcript is spliced from 6 exons. Gene Ontology annotation, molecular function: protein kinase activity; ATP binding.
AUGUCUACACCGUCCAGACCAAAGCGGCUUCCUAACUACGCUGUUUUGACGGACCAGGCUGCCGCACACUACGCACGCUCAACACACGAAGGGGGCUACGACUUGCUCCCAACAGAGCUCUACUGGCAACGGCGUCAGCGUUACCUUCAUAAAUCUGGCUAUAUCCUUAGACCUCGCUAUGUUCCCAAGUGGAGGCCGUCAUGGAUAGACACAAAUUUGGAUCCUACUUACUGUGAGGACUCCAUCAUGCUCCUUGAAUACCAAGUCAUUGAUGCGACGCGUGUUUCCAACAGCGAGCUCGUCGCAAUCAAGUCGUUUCUCAUAGACGAGGAUAAACAGGAGCUGCAAAUCUCCCAGUUCUUCGCGUCCAUCGAGGACCCCAUGAAUCACUGUGUUACAGUUCACCAAAUUCUACCUGAUCCAUUCGAUUCGCAUUCAGCAUUCAUGGUCAUGCCAUACCUGAGACCAUGCAACGACCCCGACUGGAGCACCUUGGGAGAUGUAGUUGACUUCGUCGGUCAGACGAUGGAGGGCUUGGCGUUCAUGCACAGGUACCGGGUAGCGCAUCGGGACAUCUGCAUCCCCAACAUCAUGAUGGAUGCCAAGGCGCUCUACCCAGACGGGCACCACCCGGUGCGCCUCGGAUACACUCCCGACGCUUUAUACCGAGUCUCUCCUCUUCCUCGAGCAGGACGUUCCAUUCGGUACUCUUACAUUGACUUCGGACUGUCACUCCGAUUUCCUGCGGGCACUUCUCCCUUAGCCGUCGGAGUCGUCGGACGAGACAGGGAGGUCCCAGAGUUGUCCAACAGCGUUCCGUACGACACCUUCAAGGUCGAUAUAUUCGCCUUGGGCAACCUCUAUUCCAAGGAGUUUGAGCAGAAAUACAAGGGCAUGGAGUUUCUCCUUCCAUUGAUUGCGCGCAUGACUCAACGUUCGCCGACCGAUCGACCAACUGCGGAGCAAGCGCUCCAACAGUGGGAGGGCAUCCGUCAAGGUCUUGCCAAGUCUACCUUCCGCUGGCGCCUUUCUCCCAAGUCCGAGCCUCCGCUCGAGCGUGUACUCAACGACACUGUUGCCGUCGCCUGGGAGAGCAUCUACCACAUCAAGAAGUUCGUCACGUAGCGUCUCGUCGGUUCCUCUAUCUUUGUUGUAUAUCCUGCUGUCGUCGCAUGCGCUUUCUAGACUUGUCUCAGCCUGGUGGACGUUCC